Messenger RNA from Selaginella moellendorffii, 735 nucleotides. RefSeq lists its product as uncharacterized. The transcript has 7 exons. Lineage: Eukaryota; Viridiplantae; Streptophyta; Lycopodiopsida; Selaginellales; Selaginellaceae. The record is from RefSeq and is a predicted model, not a curated record. The coding region runs from base 59 to 682 and encodes 207 amino acids.
CACUAGUUUUAAUGCCAGCGUGGCCUCUACAAGGGGAAACGUAGUCUAGUUUAUUUGAAUGGCGGCAUUGGAAAUAGGCGCUAGAUUUCUAGGUUCCAUCGAUCACUUGAGCUCUUCGAUCUAUCCCCCAGCGGGGCCAUGGCAGCGGCAGCAAUUUCCCAGGCGCCAGCGCCUUGGCCGAGUGAUUUCCAAAAUGGAUGUGCCAGAUUUUCUUCCCGCGACGUGGGGUGAAUCACGGCUAAAGAAGCCCCUCGGACCGACUCUAGCAUUAACGGCGGAAGACACGAUACUCCAGCAGCUGGAUGCUCUCCAAGAGAACGAUCGCCCAUAUCCUGAUCAUGGAAUCGAAGUCAUGUAUCGGUUUGCUGCUUUCGAUCCAUUCAGCCGCUCAAAUUACUUCGGCCGGUACCUGGAUCUAGGACAAUUUGAGAGAUUUAGACGCAUUUAUCAUCAUCAAACUUACAGAGUGCUCCUCGGUCACAAGGAGAGACGCACAUUGAGUAGCUUACGAGUGUCAGAGCAUUCGCUUAAGGAGAGAAUAUGGAUCCAGGGUGCUCGUCCUGACGAAGAGGGGACUUUCGAGUUUACUCUCGUCCAGAUGGUUGGAGGGAGCUGGGAUGGGUACUGGCUUACCGAGAGCCUGAUUCACGAUGGAGAAGGCCUGGGUACUAUUCCAUACUGAAUUGUUUCCAUGGAAGGUGAUGCUUUGUUUAUAAAUCUCGUCUCUUAAGAAUU